UUAAAAAUAAAAAACCCGAGAACAGAAACUUGAAGUUCUCUAUUUUCUUCUUCAUAGAACAGAAUCAUUUUCUUCCUAGUCUUCACUAGACACACAGUAUGCUCAAUUUCCCACGAAGAUCACCUACGAUUACCACGUUUCUAUGCAAAAUUAUAAAAAACUCGUACGAAUCGCAUCACAUAACUACUUCACCAACUUUGUUUCACUGUCGCCACUUAUCACAUUCCUUUCCCCACAACACCACUCCUUGGUUCUCUUCCACGCGCCUUUCAAGAAGCGGUUACUCUAAUGAACUAUCUCCCACGCAGGCUCGCUUUUGGGCCUCUCAGCCCGAAUCCACCGAACACUCAACUUCUGAUGAGCUCACGGUCCAAGCAAUUCUAUCCAACAAUUGGCCCAUUCUCGAUGAAAACGAUAGCGAUUGGAAGAGUCACGCCACUGCAGUAGCUCAAUCUAUUCAUUUAAUCAAACGACGGUUACAGUGGAAGAAAUUGAAGGUUAGGUUGGAUAUGUUAUCAGUUCAGGUGAAUAAGGCAGAUCUUUGGGAUGAUCCUGUAAAUGCAGGUAAAAUAAACCGGGAGCACGGUUCGCUACUUGGAAAAGUGAAAGAGGUGAAUGCAUUGGAGAGAGAGUUGAUCGAGCAUAUUGAAAUGAUAAAGCUUGCUCGUGAAGAGAAUGAUGCAGAGUUGGAAUUGGAAUCAACCAAAGCAUUGCUUAACAUGAGAAGAAAUGCAGAAGAGAAAGAGCUAGAAGCAUUGCUGGCUGAGGAGCAAGAUUCUUGUUCUUGCUACAUUGAGGUUCAGGCUGGGGCUGGGGGAACUGAGAGCAUGGACUGGGCUGCAAUGAUCAUGCAGAUGUAUAAAUUAUGGGCCCAGAAACGUGGAUAUAAAGUUACUGUAAUGGAGGAAAUGGCUGGUGAGAUUGGAAUCAAGCGAGCUACAAUCAAAGUAGAUGGUGAAUUUGCAUUUGGAUAUGCCAAAGCAGAAAUAGGGGUGCACAGGCUGGUGCGCAUAUCACCGUUUGACAGUAAUAAACGCCGGCAUACUUCAUUUGCUGCUGUAGCUGUCAUUCCAAUCCUUGGCGGUGAAUCUUCCCGUGUACAAAUUAAUGAAUCUGAUCUUCGAAUUGAACGAUUUCGUUCUGGUGGUCCUGGUGGACAGCAUGCUAAUACUACUGAGAGUGCUGUAAGAAUAAUUCAUAUCCCUACAGGAGUUAUUGCAACUUGUCAGAAUGAAAGGUCACAACAUUCGAAUAAGGCUUCGGCAAUGGCUGUUCUUCAGUCAAGAUUAGACCAGCUAGAAAUAACACGCCAGGCGCAGUUGAAUGCACAGCAUACACAAUCUCUAACUGACAUAACCUGGGGUAGUCAGAUUCGUAGUUAUGUGCUCCAUCCUUACCGUAUGGUGAAAGAUCUCAGAACUAACUACGAGGUUUCAGAUCCUGACUCUGUCCUCGAGGGAGAUCUAGACGGUUUCAUCAUGAGCUAUCUAUCAGCUUCUUUGGAUAAAAAUGAAGAUGAUGCUUAAAUCAAUCAGCUACAGGGCAUGUUUUUGUGCUGAAAUGGAUGUGUUUGGCAUUUCGAACGACUAUGCGCUGGUGGCUUCCACUGUCCUUCAGUUGAUGUCCUUCUUCAUCAAGGUCUAGUGGAGUACAAGUAUACAUGUUACGUGGCUUCCCAUCGGUAUUUUCGCAGUCAUAAAUAAUGAUUAUCUACAAUUGAUUGUGGAAGCAGGAGGCUCAAAAGCAUUGUUAUAAUUGGAUUGCGCUGUCCAAAUAACUUACCAAUACCUAUGUUGUUGCCCCACAUUAUUCUUGGGCUUUAAGAUUCAUUUGUAUAAUAUAAACUCUAGAUUGCAUUUGGCAUUUUGAUUUUUGUUUGUUCUGAUAAAUGGUACGAGCUGUACUUGUGGACGGCUUUGCUAACCUUGCUCAAGGUAUAAUGGGAACGGAUAAUUAUAUGUAAUUUGCUUUUAUGAGCGAAGCUGACUCAUAUUCUUAGAGAAAAAGACAAUAUAAAUCUGAUUAAGCCUAACCUCCUUAUGGUUUA
Cicer arietinum (chickpea) is the source of this 2047-nucleotide messenger RNA. Its product is annotated as peptide chain release factor PrfB2, chloroplastic. NCBI's taxonomy places the organism in Eukaryota, Viridiplantae, Streptophyta, Magnoliopsida, Fabales, Fabaceae. Gene Ontology annotation, cellular component: cytoplasm. Gene Ontology annotation, molecular function: translation release factor activity, codon specific. The record is from RefSeq and is a predicted model, not a curated record. Gene Ontology annotation, biological process: translational termination.